This is a messenger RNA of Leptopilina boulardi, 937 nucleotides long. Its product is annotated as SRR1-like protein. Gene Ontology annotation, biological process: microtubule-based process. Gene Ontology annotation, cellular component: nucleus; cytoplasm; mitochondrion. Lineage: Eukaryota; Metazoa; Arthropoda; Insecta; Hymenoptera; Figitidae. The record is from RefSeq and is a predicted model, not a curated record. The transcript is spliced from 2 exons. The coding region runs from base 86 to 880 and encodes 264 amino acids.
CGCACCCUGUCUUAUAAUCAUAACCAAGAAACAAAAAAGACAUGGGAAAUGAUCUCCAUGAACAAUAAGAAAAUGAAAAGUAAAAAUGCAAAGUGUUGAUGAAUUUAAAAAAGUCAUUGGGCGCAAGAAUAAGAAAAAGUUAAAAUUUAAUACAAGUCAAGAAAAUUCACAAUAUUUAAAUUUAAAAGCAAAUAUAAGUCCUGACAACCUCAUUCGUAUUCUUCUCGCUGCUGUUGUUGUUUUGCAGAAAUCUCCAUUUAAGGAGAGCAUUUUUAACAUUUUAUCAAAAUCAUUAAGCAUUUUAAAUUCAAACACAAUUGGAGAAGUAAUUUGCUAUGGAUUAGGUAGUUUUAGUCAAUAUAGAUCAUCAAAAUAUCAAUUGGCAACUCUUAUUCUAAUUAAAAAUCACUAUAAUUGCAAAAUAUCAGUGUCUGAUCCCGUUUUCACUAAAACUGAACUUGAAGUUCUAAACACGUUGGAAUUAAAUGUUAUUAAAGAAAAUGAAGAAGGUAAACGAGUUAUAACUAAUAGUUUACCAACACUCAUUUUUAUGCCACAUUGUCCCAGUCAAUUGUUAAACAACUUUUUAUUUUCCAAUUGGACUCAACAAUUAAAGAAUUGUAUUAUUCUUUGUAACAGUUGGUCCGAAGUAUUUGAACAAAAUCCUCUUUCAUUCUUGACAAAUGAAACAAAUUAUAUUUCUCGAAUUAAUCCUUAUGUAGUUGAAAUUGAAUUAGAAAGUAAUGUAGAAUUUAUGGAAAUAUUUAAUUCAACGUCUUCUCAUGUAUUUCCAAAAUUAUGUGAAACUUCAAUAAAUUUUUGGCAGCCAAAUGAAGAGCCAAUUUAUCCAAAUGAAAGCACUGAAUUUAUCAGAAAGUGAAUUUUUCAUUAUUGAUAAACUUGACUAUUUUUUACAGAGGCGCUAAUUAAUAUCAAG